Molecule: messenger RNA, 1365 nt
Organism: Mycena indigotica
Lineage: Eukaryota; Fungi; Basidiomycota; Agaricomycetes; Agaricales; Mycenaceae
Product: WD40 repeat-like protein
Exons: 2
Coding region: 1-1365 (454 amino acids)
Molecular function (GO): protein binding
Source: RefSeq, a predicted model, not a curated record
AUGACCAACACCAAACUGCCGAUUCUGAACGUACAACAUACCUUUCCAGAGGUGAUCUCGGACGUUCGUUCUGGAGGCUUGCCACAAGACACCUUUUGGCUGUCAUGCUAUGGAGAUGGUCCAGGUAUCCACUCCAAAGUACGCGUCACCCUGGAUGAUAUCCAACGCGAUGUUGUGAAGCUCGAUGGCUCGUUGGGAAUAGAGAUCAAGGAGCAAGGCAAGAAUGUGAGCAUUGCCUUCUCUGGAUUUCCUUUGCAAAUCGCUCUUAGCAUCUCUCGUAGAAAUAUGCCGUGCAGUCCAGCCAGCACGGCAUUCAAGAGACUCUACUGUUGGUCCCCUCGCACCUAUAUGCUGACCCCAAUCGCUCGAAUCCACAACAUGCAACCGCACCGAAUAACAGCAUUUGAUGUUGCUCCCGAUGGUUCCCAGUUUGCUAGCGGCUUCUUGGACGGCUCUGUCCACAUUUACAACACGACUCCCAAGAUCCAGCCUGUCGAGACCGCGUUUGGUAAAAUCCACAAGAGCACCACCAGCUCUCUCCGAUUUUUCCCUUCGUCACGCGUUCUUCUCUCCGCCGGUGCCGAUUUCACUCUCUGCAUCCUCCCAGCAGAACCCUCGCCUUCUUCCAGCUCUUUGUCCGCUGUUCGCACACUUAUGGGUCACAAACGCGUCGUCACAUCGACAGCAAUAGUUUCGCGCGGCCGCAAUAUCGUUUCUGGAUCCCUAGACGGGACCAUUAGACUAUGGGACGUCUCUUCUGGAGCCCAAAUUCACUUAUUUACCACCGGUGGCGCCACCGGCCGUCUCGCACCAAUAACGGGCAUGAGUCUUGGCGAGCGAGGAGGGACAGUGCUGCCAAAUGCCCCAUCGGUUGCGAAUCCCGAUACCCGAGAAGUCGAAACGAGCGAUAAACUACUCUUCUGCGCCUUACAAACCAAGUCUUUUGAAGCUAUCGAUCUUGGCUCCCGGCAAACAGUCUUCAGCGGCAGCGCGACUGCCCCACUCUCAAGCAUAAGCUACUCACCAGAAAAUAGUCUGCUUGCAACUGGCUCCAACAAGGGAAUCGUCGAUGUCUACGACACCCGUGCCCUGAGCGAAGGCCGCGUCCUUGUGUCAUUCGCAAGAGGCAAUAAUCAAGCCGGCAUCGCCGACUUGCAAUGGGCCAACAACGGAGGCCAACUUCUAGUCGGAACGGAUGACGGCUUGCCAUUCAUCGCGUCUAUUGACAGCUCGUCUACUCCAAGAGUCGCGGGAGAGCUCGUUGGGACAGAUUGUGAUGCUGUUCGCUGUUUACGUGCGGCUGGCAAUAGCGUCUGGACUGCGGCAGAUGAUGGUGUAGUGCGGCGCUAUGACCAACUUUGGUAG